Messenger RNA from Rattus rattus (black rat), 8303 nucleotides. RefSeq names its product Gse1 coiled-coil protein (gene Gse1). NCBI's taxonomy places the organism in Eukaryota, Metazoa, Chordata, Mammalia, Rodentia, Muridae. The record is from RefSeq and is a predicted model, not a curated record. The transcript has 16 exons. Bases 1927 to 5604 code for a protein of 1225 amino acids.
ACGCGCGGCGGCUGGGGAGGGGAGAUACAGGCGCCACACUAACGCUCAGUGCAGUCGGUCGUUUGCUUAAACCAAAUUAGCCGGGCUCUCGUUACUAUGGUGCAGCCGGGGCUUGCAGAGUCCCAGUAAUAGCAUUUAUUAGGUCUGUUUGCCUGGAAGCAUGCCUUCCCGGAUCUGAUAAUGCCCGGGUGCAGGAGAGUGUGGGAGAUGGUAUCAAGCAUUUGAUUACACUUGCAACAGGGAUUUUUAAGGGGUAGGGCGUGGGGGGGAGGAAAGGAAAGAGAGAGGCCAACCACUGGCCCUAGCUCUCCCGGGCGCGGUCUCUGCAGCCCGCUGCGGGCUGCACAAAGGGCGGCCCCGGCCUCCCCGGGGCACGGUCGCGGGGGGGGAAGGUCGUGCUCCGGGCUCCCGCAGCUGUCAGACGUGGGUGGGGAGGAGCGAGGGCGGGCCAGCGGCCAGAGCGCAGAGUUGGGCAGCCAGAGGGGGGCCUAGCGGCGCCCGCAGCCGCCCACUGUUUGCAAACGGCCGGCUCCCGGGCAGAGGGGAUCACCGUGCAGUCGGAAGCGGGAGCAUCCGCCUGGAGCCCUGGGCACCGGGUCUGGUCCGUAAGGCUCUGAGGCAGCACACGGGCAGGUCGCAAGUGGGACUCUCGUCACCGCGGCGCUCAGCCGGGAGCUCCGGGAGGACGCGGCGCAGACGGAAGGAGCCGCCCGCCGCUGCGCCCCUUCCCUUUCGCUUUCAUUAGGGGAGACAAAUCUGCUGUCAGGCAGCCAGCUUUCCAAUUUACCGAUAAUGAUUCUUGCAUGAAAAUUGAUCGAGGGGCUCUCCACCGCCGCGCGCUCUCGCCUCCCGCUCUCCUGCUCCUGCCGGCUGCGCCCCCGCGAGUUCCUCCUCCUCCUCUCCCUCCUCCCCACCCCCUCCGUCUGAGUCAGUGGUGGGACGCCGGGCGGGGAGAUAACCAAAAAGGGGGGGAUGCUGGUAGUGAGGGGGGGAGGGGAGCCUGCCCUCACCAGCGAGCGUCCCUAGCCCAAGACUUGUUUGUCGCCGCCGCCUCUCCCAUUGACGAGGCGAAAUCUGCCCCCUCGGUACUUCUUGGCUGUUUGGGUAUUAAUUUUCUCCACCCCCCAGCACCCCUGCUGAGCGCCCCCCUCCUCCUCUCCGCACCCCGCCCCUCCUCACCCAGUAGCUAAGGGGAAACGAAAACAAAGCCGAUUUCUCCUUGGCAACCAGAUGCCCCCUCCCGCCGCCCCCCUUCCUUUUCCCUUCUGGUUCUGAACGUGAAACCCUGUUGGAAACAGGUCUCUUGACCCUCGCCCUUGACAUUCAAAUGGCUGAAUGGAGGCGAGAUUGCUGUUCGCACGUCUUAGGGGGUGCUUUUUUUCUCUCCCCUUUCCUCUCUCUCUCUCCUGUCUCUUUUUCUUUCCAAUGAGUAAUCCCUAAAGACCUUAACCCCCCAAUUUCAUCACCCUCACCGCCCCCCUUUAUUUUUCUCUCUCUUCUGCUUUCCCGCCCUCUUCCCUCCGCCAGCUCCCCCUCCUUUUUUUUUUUUUUUAAUUUGCAUCUCAAGUCCAAAAGGCAGAAAAUACACACGCGGCGAAGACGCCGGGCCGCCGUGGAGGCUCCGGCCCUUCCUUGGUCAAUUACCUCACUGUGGAUCUGCUCUGGCCGAGGUGGCUGAACCUGCCCGGGCGCUGGACGGAAAGGCAGCCUUUGAUCAUCUUGGAGAAGGAAAAGGAAAAAACACAAACUGGUUUCUACCCACGGCGCUCCGGGAAUCGCUCUUCUGCCUUUAUUUUAUUGUUUUGGACAUUUUUGAGCGCCGUGGCUUGGACGCUGGUUUUGUUUCAUUGCUGGGCUUGAUUUUUUUCUUUUUCCUCAUUUCCUUCUUCGUCCCUCUCUGGCCACUAUGGAAUUCUAACCUGAGCCAUGUUCGGACUGAAGCCGCCUCUCUAUUACUUACCAGGCAUGAGCCAUGAGCCCAAGUCCCCUUCAAUAGGGAUGCUUUCCACGGCGACCAGGACCACCGCCACCGUCAACCCCCUCACCCCCUCGCCACUCAAUGGCGCCCUGGUGCCCACCGGUAGCCCGGCCACCAGCAGUGCGCUGUCGGCCCAGGCUGCGCCAUCCUCCAGUUUUGCUGCCGCGCUGCGCAAGCUCGCCAAACAGGCAGAGGAGCCCAGAGGUUCUUCACUGAGCAGCGAGUCAUCUCCUGUGUCCUCUCCAGCCACCAACCACAGCUCUCCGGCUAGCACGCCCAAGCGAGUGCCCAUGGGCCCCAUCAUCGUCCCCCCCGGGGGUCACAGUGUUCCCAGCACUCCUCCAGUGGUCACUAUUGCCCCCACCAAAACGGUCAAUGGCGUCUGGAGGAGCGAGAGCCGCCAGGACUCCGGCUCACGAGGCGGCAGCAGCGGUCGGGAGCGUCUGCUGGUGGAGCCACCUCUAGCCCAGGAGAAGGCAGCGGGCCCCGCCAUCCCCUCCCAUCUGCUCAGCACCCCUUACCCCUUUGGCCUCUCCCCCGGCUCAGUUGUACAGGACUCCCGCUUCCAACCACUCAACCUCCAGCGGCCCGUGCACCAUGUAGUGCCCCCCAGCACGGUGACUGAGGACUACCUGAGAAGCUUCCGGCCCUACCACACUGCUGAGGACCUACGGAUGUCCUCCUUGCCUCCACUUGGCCUGGACCCAGCCACCGCCGCGGCCUACUACCACCCCAGCUACCUGGCCCCGCACCCAUUCCCGCACCCGGCCUUCAGGAUGGACGACUCCUAUUGCCUGUCAGCCUUAAGGUCUCCGUUCUACCCCAUCCCCACCCCGGGCUCCCUGCCUCCGCUGCACCCGUCGGCUAUGCACCUGCAUCUCUCUGGCGUACGGUACCCUCCUGAGCUCUCACACUCCUCCCUGGCAGCGCUACACUCGGAGCGGAUAUCCAGCCUCAGCGCAGAGAGGUUGCAAAUGGAUGAGGAGCUGAGGCGAGAGAGAGAGCGGGAGCGGGAACGUGAACGGGAACGAGAGGCUGACCGAGAAAGGGAGAAGGAGCGGGAACGGGAGCAGAGGGAGAAGGAGCGGGAGAAGGAGCUGGAGCGCGAGCGGGAGAAGGAAAGGGAGCGGGAGCUGGAGCGGCAGCGGGAGCAGCGGGCAAGGGAGAAGGAGCUGCUGGCUGCCAAGGCCUUGGAGCCCACCUUCCUGCCUGUGGCUGAGCUGCACGGACUCCGAGGUCACACCACCGAGGAGCGGCCCAAGCCCUCAGAGCAGCUCACUCCAACCCGAGCAGAGAAGCUGAAGGACGCGGGCGUGCAGGCGCCCAAGCCUGUGCAGCACCCUCUGCACCCAGUACCUGCCCCACACCACACGGUGCCCAGCCUCAUCUCCAGCCAUGGCAUCUUCUCUCUGCCUGGGAGCAGUGCAGCCACGGCCCUGCUGAUCCAGCGCACCAACGAGGAGGAGAAGUGGCUGGCGCGGCAGCGGCGCCUCCGGCAGGAGAAGGAAGACCGCCAAUCCCAGGUGUCCGAGUUCCGGCAGCAGGUCCUGGAGCAGCAUCUGGACCUGGGCCGGCCCCUGGUGCCCACAGAGGCAGAGCACAGGCCCGAGAGCACCAGGCCAGGACCAAACCGGCAUGACCAGGGCAGCCGAGAACCCCCACAGCACUUUGGUGGCCCACCACCCCUCAUCUCACCCAAGCCCCAGCACCACACCGUACCCACAGCCCUCUGGAACCCAGUAUCUCUGAUGGACAACACCCUGGAGACGCGGCGGGCUGAGAGUCAUUCUCUGCAUAGCCACCCAACUGCUUUUGAGCCCAGCCGCCAGGCCGCCGUUCCACUGGUGAAAGUGGAGCGGGUGUACUGCACAGAGAAGGCAGAGGAGCCCCGGAAGCGGGAGGCCACACCACUGGACAAAUACCAGCCGCCGCCGCCGCCGCCACCACCACCACCACGGGAGGCAGGAGGUCUGGAGCCUCAGACCUUUCCCCAUGGGCCUGGGCCUUUCCUUGCUGAACUUGAGAAGUCAACACAGACCAUCUUGGGCCAGCAGCGGCCUUCUCUUUCUCAAACAACCCCCUUCGGGGAGCUCACUGCGUCUCUGAAGUCAGGCUCACCGUACUGCCACACCACAGUGAGGGGCCCUGACCCAGCAUACAUCUAUGAUGAGUUUCUUCAGCAGCGACGGAAGCUGGUCAGCAAGCUGGACCUGGAGGAGCGCAGGCGGCGCGAGGCUCAGGAGAAAGGGUACUACUAUGACCUCGAUGACUCUUACGAUGAGAGCGAUGAGGAGGAGGUCAGGGCACAUCUCCGCUGUGUGGCUGAGCAGCCACCCCUCAAACUGGACACGUCCUCUGAGAAGCUAGAGUUCUUGCAACUUUUUGGCUUGACCACCCAACAGCAGAAGGAGGAGCUGGUGGCUCAGAAGCGCCGGAAGCGGAGGCGAAUGCUGAGAGAGAGAAGCCCGUCGCCACCUGCCGUUCAGUGCAAGCGACAGACGCCUUCUCCCAGACUGGCUCUGUCCACCCGCUACAGCCCGGAUGAGAUGAACAACAGCCCUAACUUUGAGGAGAAGAGGAAGUUCCUGACCUUCUUCAACCUGACGCACAUCAGUGCAGAGAAGAGGAAAGACAAAGAGAGGCUUGUUGAAAUGCUCCGUGCCAUGAAGCAGAGGGCACUGUCCGCAGCAGUAGCAGACUCAGUGACAACAAACUCUUCGAGGGACAGUCCUACCGUCUCCCUGAGUGAACCAGCCACACAGCCAGCUCCUUUAGAGACGGAUCAGCCUGCCGGGGUCCCUGCCUCCUUGUCAGAUGUCCCAAAGGCCGUGGAGACUGGAAGACUGGAACAGCUCCGGCCCCAAGAGCUCUUGAGAGUCCAGGAGCCAGCUCCUCCCAGCGGUGAGAAGGCCAGGCUGAGCGAGGCCCCUGGGGGCAAGAAGAACCUGAGCAUGCUUCAUUACCUCCGGGGCGCUGCGCCCAAGGACAUUCCUGUGCCGUUGUCCCACAGCAUCAACGGGAAGAGCAAGCCUUGGGAGCCCUUCAUGGCCGAAGAGUUUGCACAUCAAUUCCACGAGUCCGUACUGCAGUCCACACAGAAGGCUCUGCAGAAGCAUAAAGGGAGCUCGGCUUUGCUGUCUGCAGAGCAGAACCACAAAGUCGACACAUCAGUCCACUACAACAUUCCUGAGCUGCAGUCCUCCAGCAGAGUCCCCUUGCCCCAGCACAAUGGACAACAAGAGCCCCCGAUGGGGAGGAAGGGCCCUCCUAUGCAGGAGGUGGACCAGGACUCUGAGGAUGACAGCGAGGAGGAAGCUGAGGAAGCCCCCAGGCACCAGUGGCAAGGGAUUGAGGCGAUCUUUGAAGCUUACCAGGAACACAUAGAAGAGCAAAACCUGGAGCGGCAGGUGCUACAGACACAGUGCCGGCGGCUGGAGGCACAGAACUACAGCCUCAGCCUGACUGCAGAACAGCUCUCUCACAGCAUGGCGGAGCUUCGGAGUCAGAAACAGAAGAUGGUCUCUGAGCGGGAGCGGCUCCAGGCGGAGCUGGACCACUUGCGGAAGUGCCUUGCCUUGCCCACCAUGCACUGGCCUAGGGGCUACUUUAAGGGAUAUCCGAGGUGACGGUUUCCCUUGCACUAGGCUGAACCUAUAGUAUAGAAAUAUUAUCUAUUUUAUUACCUUGAAUAUUUAAUAUUUUUCACUGGGAGGUUUGAAGCUUACAAAUUGCAAAUUGAACGUGCCAUGCAUGAAGCGAAGGGUUCCAGGCUCAAGAGGAGAUCACCUCGACUCCAUGUCAUCGAGGCACCUGUCUCAGCUAAGACUCAGUUUCUCUUUCUGAGGUCGGUGUUAUUUCCUCUUCCCACAUCAUCCUUCUCCUCUGACACUGACGCCCACCGUGCACAUGGCUGAGGGAGAGCCAGCUGGUUGGUGGUGUUGCUGUUGCCACGGCCCUGGGGGUUAAACCUCUUCCUCCCAGGAGCAGGACUAAUGCGCUGGGAAGGCCAGGUGUGUACAAGCAAAGGGCUCCCUUCCACCAGUCCCAUCGCCUUCCUGCGCAGCCAUCAUCAUCAAAGCCACAGGUCCUGGGAGCACACAAGCUAGUCAAAGGCUUCUCCCUGGGACAGCUCUUAGGAAAAGAGGCAAACCCAUACCCAAAGUACCUUGUUUUCCUUGGGGAAGAUACGUGGAGCUGUCCACAGAGAGCCUGCCCACUGGAUUGCUACCGCCGUGUGGUGUUUUCAUACAAACGUACGUUUUGAGAGAGAAGUCAAAGGUGCUUCAGCCUUGUACUGUGUAUAUAUUAAAAAAAAAAACAAAAGUUUUGUAUGUUUUUAUUACUUUAAUUAUUGUUAUAAAAAGCCUGCCAUUUUUAAUAUGUGGUUUGGGGAAUUUUUGUUUGUUUUUCCUGUUUGGGGGUUUCCUUUGUUUUUGUUUUUUUCUGGAUUUAAAAAAAAAAAAACAAACCUUGCUUUUAGUGUUUGUACUGCUGCUGGUCAGAAUGUUAAAACGCUGAAGUUCUAGGAAAUAGGAAAGCUCGCCUGUGCAGCAUUCCACACAGCAGGGCUAAGGGGGCACCUAGGUCUGGUCAGCUGUCCAGGGCAUGGUGACCCAUGAGCAGCAGGAACUUGGCACAGCUUUGGGAGCUGAGCUCCUGAGACAGGCACAGCUCUGGCAGAGAGCUCCGCACUGGGGGAUCUCCCUUCCCAGUUUCAAGUCCUCAGUCAGGGCUGACCAACUUGAAAGAGAUCCUCUUCCUGCCAGAGCCUCUGACUGUCCUCCAUCACGGGGGGAGAGGAGGCAGAGCCUACCCUUGGCCACCAGGCUCAAUGGCUGUACAGAGCAGCUGCCUGGCAGUCUGUCCCCACCCUGCUCUACCCCCAUCCCUUGCUCUGCCUGCCAAGAGUCUUCUAGACAAGGAAGUGCCACCAGUACUGUCAGCAGUCAACAAAGCACUUUCCUCUGCCUACAGCCAGUCAGAGAUGGUCCAAAGGAGAGCAGAGGCUGCACACCCUGGGCAAAGCACUGCCCAGUUUUCCAGUUAAAUGCUGCGUGCGCUCAGUGUUCCUUUCCCAGGCUAAGAACACACCGAUGACUGGAAGCUUUUGCUAAUCUGCUUGGCAAUGGCUUCUGGGAAAGGUAGGACCCAUAACUUAAGACAUGCACAGUCUCUCCCACCGUCCCACAGGAGUUCCCCUGGCUGAGUAUACGAUCCAAAGCAAGCCAUGCCCUCCCAGGUCAGUCUGGGGCACAAGCUGAGCCGCUGACUAGCAAUGCCUAUGGCCUUUCCCUUGCCUGCCCUCCUCCAGCAUCUCCGCCUGUGGAGACCGAGUACCCCCAUGCUCAUAUGUAAAGUGACAAUCAGAACCAGGUACAAGCCAGGAAAGUGGCAGCUGACUGCCACUCAGACCAUGUGGCGCUUUUCCCAUCCCACGGUCUCAGAGCUGGACGAGGCUAAAGAGAACACAGUAGCCCCCCCUUCCAGGUACUGCACUGUCCCUGGAGAUCCCUCCGCCCUUCCCUGCUACAGAUCUGCUCUGCUCUAGGCUGGACUGUGGAAUUAGCAUGUACAUGGAAAUCCCAGUCCUUGACCAUGUCUUCCCACUCCACCUGCAAGUGAUAGAUGCCAUCUGUCCUGGGUGUCUGAUCAGACCCGCCACCAUCACAGAUGAGUGACCAAGAGGGGGGCUGUCAACACCUCGGUACAUGGUGAUCUUAAAACCACCCAACUGCACCAUCGCACCAGACUGUACCUCUGGGGCACCCAGAACAAGCCCCACCCUAAUAGUGGGGGCCACAGCCAGGCUCCCAGCACUGAGUCUCAACCAGCUAAGUUGAAUGGCAAACUCGAUGCCUCCGCCCCCACCCCUCAGCUGCCCAGGCCCCAGCAUGCAGAUGGCCUGCACAGCAGGCUCAGCACCUCUGAGGUGUGCAUUAGCCACUUACAGCAGCAGUCUGUACUCAAGUACAAAAGCUUUUACUUCACGACUUGCCGUAGCCUGUCCCCACUGUCUGAUCCAGUGCUUAACUUCAACCCUAGAGUCUGCCUUGACCCUGAGGAGGCAUCUCACUGGUUUCGUACUUGUGUGUGCCCUGUGCCUCACUGCUGGGGCCGCGCACCCAGACCCAGGCAGGAGGGAGGAUGGGUGCCUCGGUCGCUCUGGGGGCAGUUUAGAUGCUGUGAAAUUAAACCCGUUCUAAGUGUACUUGUUUGAAUUAACUGUAUUGUAAUAUUAUUUGUUGAAUGUAGUAAUUAGGUAUUUAUGAAUAUAUUGCUGUAAUUUCUGACAUCCCAAAAAUAAAAUCUUCCUAAAUCAUGUUAA